AUGGCUGCGGAGGUGAAGACCCAACCCGCUGAACCACCCCGGGCGAGUCCAAAGGCUGAGCCAAAGGCUGCGAAGUCAGAGCACAAGCCAAUAAGCCAAGGGGUCGAAGGGCCCCAGAAAGAACCUGUGGUCCCAGGGAUCGUGGAUUUCAAGGUGGUUCGAGAGGAACUGAGGACCGCCAAGCCCGAAACCCCUAACACUUACCACUUCGGCCGCCUCAGCCACAACUCCUUCUUCUCCCGGCAUCAUCCCCACCCCCAUCGUGUGACCCACAUCAAAGAUCUCACCGGGAAGCCCGUCUGUGUCGUCAAGGACAGGUUCUCUCUGGCCUCCUUGCCUCAAACUGCAUUCCUCUCCCCGUCUCUGAUGGGGAUGCCUGCCCUCUUUCUCCCCAUUGGAGACCCACAGUCCAAUCGGGAUCCCCGGCUUAAGCCAGAGGCCUGGAAGAAGGAGUUGAAGGAACUGGCUUCCCAGGUGGUCAUCUUCAGCAAGGAGGAUGAGCCCAAGAACAAAGAGAGACAACAAGAGGAGGUGCCUCAGCGGGAGCAGGGUGCCAAGUACUCUGCAGAGACUGGGAGGCUCAUCCCUGCUUCCAUCCGAGCCCUUAGCAGCCGCCACUCCCACCAGGGCCAAGGGAACCACCCUUCAAGCAGAGAUGGCAUCCAGGCCUUCGUCCUGCAGGAUCAGGAGCUGCUGAUCUUGGAGCUCCUCUGUCAGAUCCUGCAAACAGAUUCGUUGAGUGCUAUCCAGUUCUGGCUCCUCUACGCUCCUCCCAAGGAAAAAGCGGUGGCGCUGGGGCUCCUGCAGACGGCAGUGGCUCAGCUCCUUCCCCAGGGUCUGGUCUCCAUCCCAACCGAAAAACUUCUAAACCAGCUCCAGGAUGUCCAGGAGCCAUCUCAGGAGAGGCCACAGCCAGCCUUCAGCCAAUCCCCAAAGAAGUCAAAGACACCGCCUCUUCCCAAAAGCGAAAAACCAGAGUGCAUCGGAAAAGCACAGGUUCUCCAAGUGCAUCCCAGCCAGAGCACAGAAGAGAAAGUGGCAGAGCCGAAGGCGGAGUGCUGA
This is a messenger RNA of Myotis davidii, 1062 nucleotides long. RefSeq names its product thymus, brain and testes associated (gene TBATA). The record is from RefSeq and is a predicted model, not a curated record. NCBI's taxonomy places the organism in Eukaryota, Metazoa, Chordata, Mammalia, Chiroptera, Vespertilionidae. The transcript has 10 exons. Bases 1 to 1062 code for a protein of 353 amino acids.